Molecule: messenger RNA, 569 nt
Organism: Sciurus carolinensis (gray squirrel)
Lineage: Eukaryota; Metazoa; Chordata; Mammalia; Rodentia; Sciuridae
Product: sorting nexin-3-like
Exons: 1
Coding region: 1-489 (162 amino acids)
Biological process (GO): late endosome to Golgi transport; endocytic recycling
Cellular component (GO): retromer complex; early endosome membrane
Molecular function (GO): phosphatidylinositol-3-phosphate binding
Source: RefSeq, a predicted model, not a curated record
AUGGCGGAGACCGUGGCGGACACCCGGCGGCUGAUCACCAAGCCACAGAACCUGAAUGACGCCUACGGGCCGCCCAGCAACUUCCUCAAGAUCGAUGUGAGCAACCCGAAGACCGUGGGGGUCGGCCAGGGCCGCUUCACCACCCACGAAAUCAGGGUCAAGACAAAUCUUCCUAUUUUCAAGCUGAAGGAAUCUACCGUUAGAAGAAGAUACAGUGACUUUGAAUGGCUGCGAAGUGAAUUAGAAAGAGAGAGCAAGGUUGUAGUUCCUCCACUCCCUGGGAAAGCAUUUUUGCGUCAACUACCUUUUAGAGGAGAUGAUGGAAUAUUUGAUGACAAUUUUAUAGAGGAAAGGAAGCAAGGGCUGGAGCAAUUUAUAAACAAGGUCGCUGGUCAUCCUCUGGCACAGAAUGAACGUUGUCUUCACAUGUUUUUACAGGAUGAAAUCAUAGAUAAAAGCUAUACUCCAUCUAAAAUAAGACAUGCCUGAAAUUUGCUGAGAAGAGGCAAAAACGUGACCAUUAGUGAUUCGUAUGCACCAGUGAAGAAGUUCUAAAUAACUUUUAGCAU